Messenger RNA from Adineta steineri, 1257 nucleotides. Lineage: Eukaryota; Metazoa; Rotifera; Eurotatoria; Adinetida; Adinetidae. The record is from the annotation of a GenBank genome assembly.
AUGAUAUCUAUGUCAGUACGAUAUACAUCUGUUCGACGUGUUUCAACUUUAACUGAAGUAAUAAAUAAACGUUUAAAACCUGAAUUAAAUUCUAUUCAUCAAGCUGGUACUUGGAAAAAUGAACGAAUUCUAUCUACAAGUCAAAGUUCACAUAUUAAAAUAGAAAAUUCUCCAAAUGAAUUAUUAAAUUUUUGUGCAAAUAAUUAUUUGGGUUUAGCAAAUAAUUCUCAAAUAGUUCAAGCAGCAAAAAAUGCACUUGAUAAGUAUGGUGCUGGUCUUAGUUCUGUACGAUUUAUAUGUGGUACACAAACAAUACAUAAACAACUUGAACAACGUAUUGCAAAUUUUCAUCAACGAGAAGAUGCAAUACUUUAUAUAUCUUGUUUCGAUGCUAAUGCAGGUUUAUUUGAAACAUUAUUGAAAGAACAAGAUUAUAUUAUUAGUGAUGAAUUAAAUCAUGCAUCAAUUAUUGAUGGUAUUCGUUUAUGUAAAGCUAAACGUUUACGAUAUAAACAUAAAGAUAUGUCCGAUCUUGAAUUAAAAUUAAAAGAAAGUUUUAAAGAUAAUAAUAAUGAUAAUAUUAUUCGAUUAAUUGCAACUGAUGGUGUUUUUUCUAUGGAUGGAACAAUUGCUCCAUUACCAGAUAUUAAACGUUUAGCUGAUAAAUAUAAAGCAUUGAUAUUUGUUGAUGAAUGUCAUGCAACUGGGUUUUUUGGAAAAACAGGUCGAGGAACUGAAGAACAUUUUAAUAUGAUUGGAAAAAUAGAUAUUAUUAAUUCAACAUUAGGCAAAGCAUUAGGUGGUGCAGCUGGUGGAUAUACAACUGGUUCAAAAGCUCUUAUUGAUUUAUUAAGACAACGUUCGAGACCCUAUCUUUUUUCUAAUACACUUCCGCCUUCAAUUGUAGCAAGUGCUAUAAAAGCAAUUGAUUUAGUUGAAAAUGAUUCAAGUUUAACAGGACGAGUACUUGACAAUGCAACAUAUUUUCGAAAUGAAAUGGAAAAACUUGGUUUUAAAAUUUUAGGAGAUAAUCAUCCAAUUUGUCCUGUUAUGUUAGGUGAUGCUCGAUUAGCCAGUCAAUUUGCUGAUGAAAUGUUAAAACGAGGAAUUUAUGUCAUUGGUUUUAGUUAUCCAGUUGUACCAAAAGAUCGUGCACGUAUUCGAGUACAAGUAUCAGGUGCUCAUUCAAAAGCUGAUCUUCAACGAUGUAUUGAUGCUUUUGCUGAAGUUGGACGCCAACUUAAAGUGAUUAAAUAA